This is a messenger RNA of Truncatella angustata, 1449 nucleotides long. Its product is annotated as kinase domain-containing protein. Lineage: Eukaryota; Fungi; Ascomycota; Sordariomycetes; Amphisphaeriales; Sporocadaceae. The record is from RefSeq and is a predicted model, not a curated record. Gene Ontology annotation, biological process: intracellular monoatomic cation homeostasis; protein phosphorylation; intracellular signal transduction. Gene Ontology annotation, molecular function: protein serine/threonine kinase activity; ATP binding. The coding region runs from base 1 to 1449 and encodes 482 amino acids. The transcript has 3 exons.
AUGCCCGCCACCUCCAGUUCUUCGAUAAUGACGAGCGCCUCGGAAAAGACCACGCCUCCAGCCUCACAGCCCUCCUCAAUUAGAUCUGUUGAGCUGUCCACGCGGUCCCCCAAAAUCAACCCGGAGAAUGGCCAGCCCGUCGCCAACGGAACCCUCAAUGCCGAGGGACAGCCGAAGACGUCGGUCAAGGACAGACUGACAAGAAUGUUCUCGACCAAAGACGUCACCAAGCUUCCCACUGCUUCCGCCGAAAUCUCCCCCACAAGAGCACCGCCAGUCCGCAAACCCUCGACAACAGACAAACCUCGCGAGGGCCCAGCUAGCACCACCUCCAAGACCACCCAGCUGUCUCAGAGGUACAUUGUCAACUCAAAUGUACAAGGUGGCCAUGAACAUCACUUGAAGGGUGCCAAGCGGCAGGAGAAGCUCUCGGACAUGUGGAAGUCAUUGCUUGGAAAGAAGAACGCCGACGUACCAGAAGCAGACUUGUCACUCGUCUCCAACUGGGUCGACACCCUGAAGCAAGAGAAGGACUCAUUGGCCAACGACAAGAAAGGCGGCCCCAAUGCCACCAGUACGCUUAUUGACAAAUACGGAAAGUGCCAGGAGGUCGUCGGCCGUGGCGCCUUUGGUAUUGUAAGGAUAUCGCACAAGAAGGUCGAGAAUGGUGGCGAAAAGCUGUUUGCAGUCAAGGAAUUCCGCCGCAGACCUGAAGAGACAGAAAAGAAAUACAGCAAGCGACUGACUGCCGAGUUCUGCAUUUCUUCCUCCCUACGCCACCCAAAUGUCAUCCACACUCUGGACUUGCUGAAGGACUCCAAGGGUGACUACUGCGAAGUCAUGGAGUUCUGUUCCGGUGGAGAUUUGUACACUCUUGUUCUUGCCGCGGGUAAGCUUGAGGUUCAGGAGGCGGACUGCUACUUCAAGCAGAUGAUGCGCGGCGUCGAGUACAUGCAUGAAAUGGGUGUCGCUCACAGGGAUAUGAAGCCCGAGAAUUUACUGUUGACUUCCCAUGGCGCCCUCAAAAUCACCGAUUUCGGCAAUGGCGAAUGCUUUCGUAUGGCUUGGGAGAAUGAUGCUCAUAUGGUGUCGGGUCUUUGUGGCUCAGCGCCGUAUAUCGCUCCCGAAGAGUACAUAGAUCGAGAGUUCGACGCCCGCGCAGUCGAUGUCUGGGCUUGCGGCGUCAUCUAUAUGGCAAUGCGCACGGGUAGACACUUGUGGCGCGUCGCUAAAAAGGAUGACGACGAGUUCUACGAGCGGUACCUCGAGGGCCGUCGCGACGAGGAGGGGUACGGACCCAUAGAGUCGUUGCACCGUGCGCGGUGUCGUAAUGUCAUCUAUUCCAUUCUUGACCCCAAUCCUUCGAGACGUAUCACCGCUUCACAAGUCUUGAAGUCAGAAUGGGGUCGUGAGAUCAAGCUUUGCAAGGCUGGCGAAGAAGGUCUUUGA